Molecule: messenger RNA, 807 nt
Organism: Condylostylus longicornis
Lineage: Eukaryota; Metazoa; Arthropoda; Insecta; Diptera; Dolichopodidae
Exons: 2
Source: RefSeq, a predicted model, not a curated record
AUAUUAAUUGCAAUUUCAAUUAUUGAAGUCAAUUCCGAACCACCAAGAUUUCGUUCUUCUUUUCGUGUAAGAAAUUCAAGAUUAAGAUUUGCUAAACAAGAACUUCCACCACCACCUGAAGAACCUACUCCCGAGGAACCAGCACCAUCGGCCGCUCCGAGUGGACCAUAUCCACCAUCCGGUUGGAAACCAAGUGGUCGUGCAUUUCCCCUACCAACUGAAAAAGAAGCUGAACCAGAUAAUACAUAUGGACCUCCAGAAAGAACAACAGUCCCUCCAGAUACAACCUAUGGUCCACCAGAUAAUACAUAUGGUCCACCAGAUAAUACAUAUGGUCCACCACAAGAAAUGACAACAGAACAAGCAAGUGCUCCUUAUCCUCCAUCACAACCACCAAGUGGGCCAUAUCCGCCUUCUGGAUGGAAACCAAGUGGUCGUGCAUUUCCCCUACCAACUGAAAAAGAAGCUGAACCAGAUCAAACAUAUGGAGCACCAGAUAAUAAAUAUGGUCCACCAGAGAAUACUUAUGGACCACCGGAAUCAGAAUCAACUUCAACAACAAUACCGGAUACUGAAGAUGAUACCGUAAUUGUGGAUGCACCAAUUGAAGGACAACCCGAAGCAUUCUUUUAUAUUCGUUUACCAAAUGGAACAAUACAAAAAGUAUCGUUCUCACCGACGAAAACUGUAGAACAAUUUAAAUCUGCAAGAUUACGACAAAAUUCAAGAUUCAAUGAAUUUGUGUAUAUUGAUGAUGAUGAUCAAAAUGAUGAUAAUAAUAAUGUUAUGGUGGGUACAUCAGGUUGA